GCCGGUGUCCUCUGUGAAGAAUUCUUCAUUGCUACGUGCUUACUUGCAUUGCAAUCUCCCAAUAGAUACAAAACCUUAAAACAUGCUAAAUUUAGAAAAUUUUUAUUUUUUCUUAUUGCAUAAUUUAAUAUAUAUUUUUUGAUUUAUUUCAGGAAAAAGAAAUGGGAUUAAAACGUUAAAAAAAUAAAAAAAAAUAAAAUCCGAGUUUUGAGCAUGAAAAUUCGGUUAAGUUGUAGGAAAAAUUAUUGGGUUUAUUAGAGAGCAAGACAGAGAAAUCAUGCCAGCCUUUGCUUUUUCAUGGAUGUUUCUUCUGUGUCUCUCUGACUCUAUCUGUGUCUGUGUUUCUUUUGUGAUUUCAUCUUGGCUUUACCCAUUUGGCUUUCUGAGGCCUCUUUGGUGUUUGGCCACCAUACUUUGAGAAUUCAUGGGAAUUAUUCAACAAUCUUCGUCUUCUUCUUCUUCUUCUGCUACUGCUACAUGGUAAUUAAAUUCAGCUUCUUUUUAAUGGAUGAAUCCUUUUCAGCUCUUAGCUUCUGCAUUUGGCGGAUUUCGUGUCUCUAUUCACAAUGGUUCUCGCAGCAUUCACAAACAGAAUCAAGAUGAGGAAACUACUCCUGUUGGAAGCAGAAGGCAUAGAGCAGGGUUUUCUGACUCUUUUUCAAGUCAUGACUUGGGUUCAUUAGAUUUGGAGGAGGGUCUAACCGGGUCUCGUCGUAGAGUUUCUGAGGAUUAUCUAAGAAAUUCAGAAUCCGAACCAGUCACUCCCAAGGCCAGCACUUCAGAUACAGAUGCAAAAGCUCCAAAUUGGCGUGGCUUCUUUAGAAUACUGAAGAAAGGACCCCAAAUGCCUUUCCAAACAUUUCCUCCUCUAAUAAAUGUUCCAAAACUUACAAGGAGAAAAAGCAAAAGGAUUAGAGAAGAGCUUGUUCCACAAUUGAACUCUCCAGCCUUGAAAACUAGUUUGGAUACUGAACUUAGCUGCUUCAAAGCCUCAUGGAAGAAUUUCUCACUCUCAGAACUCCAAGUUGCAACAGACAACUUCAGCAAGGAUAAUUUGAUUGGUGAAGGAGGCUAUGCUGAGGUUUACAAAGGGAAAUUAGAAAAUGGUCAGUAUGCUGCAAUUAAACGUCUAACAAGGGGAACACAAGAAGAAAUGACUGCAGAUUUCUUAUCUGAGCUUGGAAUAUUAGUCCAUGUUGAUGAUCCAAAUAUUGCUAAAGUGAUUGGAUAUGGUGUUGAAGGAGGAAUGCACCUUGUUCUUCAUUUGUCUCCCCAUGGCAGCCUAUCAUCCAUACUUUAUGGCCCACGGGAAAAACUGGAUUGGGGAAUCAGAUAUAAAAUUGCUUUAGGUACUGCUAAGGGCCUUCUGUAUCUUCAUGAAGGAUGCCAGAGGAGAAUUAUCCACAAAGAUAUUAAGGCUUCUAAUAUAUUGCUUUCAGAGGAUUUUGAACCUCAGAUAUCUGAUUUUGGGCUUGCAAAGUGGCUACCAGAUCAAUGGACUCACCAUAUUGUCUCAAAAUUUGAAGGCACAUUUGGGUUCGUACUUCAAAAGUCAAAAAAUAUAUAUAUAUUUUUUCCCUUGAAAAUUUUGUUACUUCAAACGCUUUACCUCUGUUCUUCUUUUCCUCCCAAAAAUCAUGAUAGCUACCUUCCUCCUGAGUUCUUCAUGCAUGGCAUAGUAGAUGAGAAAACCGACGUCUAUUCUUAUGGGGUACUACUAUUAGAAGUCAUCACUGGUAAGCCAGCUAUUGAUGGAUCACAGACAAGCCUUGUGAUGUGGGUAAAACCUUUACUUUCGAAGAAUAAUCUCAAGGAGCUAAUAGAUCCAUGUCUUGGAGAUUCCUAUGAUGUAGAUCAGAUGAAACGUGUGGUUAUGACAGCUUCAAUGUGUAUAAAUCAAUCCUCUAUCCAUCGACCACAAAUGAGCGAGGUUGUGCAGAUUUUAGAAGGUGAUGAAGGCCGUUUGGAAUUGUUACAUCAGCGCCAAAAGUCUAAACUCCAAAGGACAUAUUCUGAGGAGCUUUGCCAUGCAGAAGAGUACAACUCAACCAAAUAUUUGAGUGAUCUUGAUCGACAAUUGGAGUUCGUCUUAGGCCCCCUCUAGUGAUGUUCAAAUAUAGAUGAUGUCAUUUAAGUUUCAAUUUUGGGAUUCUUAUUAAUUUUCUGUUAAUGUGUCAUUUUUCUUUUUUUUUUUGCUAAGAAAAAAUACAACAUCAUGGACUGAAAAAAUACAACUAUAGACAUUUUUGAAGCAUGCAGGUGAAGAUCAUUAAGUAAAGGGAACCUCAUGGACAUGUACAUAUAAAAAGUUCAUUCAGUUAAAGGAAGGGGAUAAUAGACAUGCUUAGGUUGCAUUUAGUGAUCAACGAUGUCCUCAAAAAUGGCUUAAAAAUGAGGAUGACUAUUUUUCUGCAAAGUUUUCUUCUCAUUUCAUUUUGCAAAAGUGAGAAAUGAUAAAGAGGGUGACUACUCCAUGAUGUAA
This is a messenger RNA of Ziziphus jujuba (common jujube), 2482 nucleotides long. RefSeq names its product receptor-like cytosolic serine/threonine-protein kinase RBK2. Gene Ontology annotation, molecular function: ATP binding; protein kinase activity. The record is from RefSeq and is a predicted model, not a curated record. Bases 509 to 2104 code for a protein of 531 amino acids. The transcript is spliced from 8 exons. Lineage: Eukaryota; Viridiplantae; Streptophyta; Magnoliopsida; Rosales; Rhamnaceae. Gene Ontology annotation, biological process: protein phosphorylation.